Molecule: messenger RNA, 1968 nt
Organism: Physcomitrium patens
Lineage: Eukaryota; Viridiplantae; Streptophyta; Bryopsida; Funariales; Funariaceae
Source: RefSeq, a predicted model, not a curated record
UAAGCCACAAGCAGCCUGCAUUGAAUCUCGACGCACAUCUUAAGCCAGCCCCACAGCCUCUCACUUUAUCAUGCCACUUUGUGAGUGUGUGUGUGUGAGAGUGUGUGUGUAUAUACACACAUUCAUUUAUGAAUAUAAAGUAGUAGAAAGGUGGAGGAGGGAGGGAAGGAGGGAGACAAAAGAGCUCGGGGUGGUAGCCAUCAGUAACGAGGAGGCUGAUUACCAGUUGGGUUCAGUGCAUUCAUGGCUCAGCCUCGUCGUCACCAACAGCGCCAUCACGGGGAGCGACAGAGAGAGUGAGAGCGACGAGGGACCAAGGACCAGGGACGAGGAGAGAAGAAGCUGCGGUGAAGUCCGUUACUGUGGGUGCGGUCGUCGCUGGAACUGAAGAAGCUUGUUGCCCCCCCCCCUCCCUCCCCCCCCCAGUCUGCGUAUGCCAUGCUUCCUGGGUUAGAGUUGGGCAGUAGCACUUGUUGAGAAGGCGGGGUGGGUGAUGAUGAUGAUGUUAUUGUUGUGGUGAUGGUGGUGGUGGUGGUAUGAGGGAGAGAGAGUUUGUUCGGGGACAAGGUAAGGGUAAGAAGGUUUUUGAGGGUGUUUGUGGUUUGUGAGGGAGAGGGCAAGUGGAGGUUCGGGGAGGUGUUGGGUUGUGGACUAAGAUUGAAAUGGUCGUAUUGGGAGAGUUGUGAAGGUGGGAGUUGAUGCUCUUUUAGCGUGUGAAGAUUUGCAAGGUUUUAGAAGUGUGCUGGUUUGGAGAGGGGAAGGAAGUGGUGGGGUUGAGGUGAGGAGAGCGAUUGGCAGUAUGGGUUUGGAAUUCAAGCCCUAUUGGACGUGGGAGGACGAGGAGCACGAUCACCAUGUGAGCAAGUGCGGCGAUGAGAAGCAGACGACCUCGGCGACCACGACAACAUCUACGCCAGCGGACAGCGCGCAGAGCAACGUUUUCAAUAGUUUGAGUGGCCAAGUUGUGGCGAGUCAUGGGAGUAGCGAGGUGGAGGCUGGCCGUGGUGGGGAUGUGGGGUUGGUGUUCGUGCAUGCGGAGGGGUCCGGAGCGGGUACUGUAAACAGGGAUUUGGCUGCGUCAUUGGCGGCCAUGAACGCAGAGCAUCGCGAGUAUGCAGUGCUGGUGGCGUCUGAAGAAGACAAUGUGAACGAAUACAAGAGUUUUUUUGCGAUUGUGCUGGAUUGCCCUCAGUUCCUGGGCCAGGGAGAGACAAAUGAUAGUGCACUCAGGCAGGCCAGCAGAUUCUUGCAUUACGCCUUCGGGUCUGCGAUACUGGAAAACGAAAUGAUCCCGGCUCCCUCGAGUGGUGUCGAAUUGGAGGCUAAGAAGAUAGCCAUGGAACGAGACUGGCUAAUGGUCAAACUAGAGAACUUUUCCAUGGAGCUUGUGUCUCUCCAAUUCCAGCCUGGCAUAGACUACAUGGCACGUCCACCUGAAAGUGAUGGUGAAUAUGAGAGCGAUCACGAGGAUGAAGAGCUGUUUGAGCUGGAGAGUAGAAUGAGCACGCCUUAGGGGACGCUGUUGCGAAGGGGUCGUUAACUGAGGAAGGGGCUAGGGAACCAUGGAGGAGCAGGCGAGAGUGUAUCGAUGUUUUGAUUGAAACUAUGAGGAUCCAUGUAGAUAGAGAACAAGGUCUAUUCUUGUGUCCACUUAUUGUGGCUUGAGUAUGCAAGAUAGCCUGACUUGAUAGUGACUGUACAGCAAUCUUGAUACACAUUUCAUGCUUUCAUCUUCUUUUUUUACCUUUUUUUUUUUCGUUUUCUCCCCUUUCUUAUGUUCGCCAUCCUUGGGACUUGAUUGCUGGAAGGAAUAUUCUCCGCUGCGCAGCCUUCAACUGUUGUGCUAAGAUAAGCUUGUUGUGGGAAACCCUGGUUACGAUUGUUCUUGGAAGCCUACCACUGCACAUCGAUGCGUUUCGGAGGCAUUCAUCAGGUGUUGUAAACGUAAUGGUCAUUGCUGAUGCCAGA